This is a messenger RNA of Dreissena polymorpha, 4039 nucleotides long. Its product is annotated as epithelial membrane protein 2-like. The record is from RefSeq and is a predicted model, not a curated record. The transcript has 4 exons. Lineage: Eukaryota; Metazoa; Mollusca; Bivalvia; Myida; Dreissenidae. Gene Ontology annotation, cellular component: plasma membrane. Bases 629 to 1369 code for a protein of 246 amino acids.
AAGAUAAUACCUGCUAUCAAUUCAGUAAGACCUUUUGCGAUGUUGUGAACGUUCAAUCGCCACCAGCAGCCUAUUAGAGAUGUGUUUAUGUUCUUUUAUUCAAUGUUCCAAUUUUAUUCAUCUUGAUAGGUCUUUAGCCGGAAAAGCAGAGAUUCAAGUACAACAUAUUAUCGCCGCACGGGUCGUUCAUUCGCUUUGUGGUCGUGUUUCGAGCUGUUCUGGCAAGAAAGUUUAACGCGAGCUUCAUUGAAAGGUGGCCCUCCACGCGCGUUAAGCACGUGGAUUGAAGAUUCCAGCUUUCAGUCAUUUAUUCUUUGUUCGUAGAGAGUAUACGCGCGUGUGUGUAGAGAGACUAGUGAAUCUGCUACAUGGUGUAGUGACUGCGAGAGAUGCCCAAUAUCAACGACUAGAGUUUGCGCUCCGUUUGAUGGUAGCGUGGUGUCUCACGACAAUCAACUCUCCAUGUUCUGUUCUGCAUGCGAGAGAAUGCUGGUUAUGUGUUUCAGAGUUUAGAUAGGCAAUGAAUUAAUUGGAUUUAAAGGAUUUAAUUGGAUUUACAGGAUUUUUUUGAACUAAAAUAUUGAAACACUUUCACUCGGUGUUAGGUGAAAAGUUUCGUAGAUAAAAAAUGUGUUUCAAAUUUUUCGAUUGCUGUGAUGGAAUGAACAAAGCGGAGCGUGCGGCCUUUGAACGAAAGCUCCUGUUUGGAUUUACGGCUUUGACCAUUCUGGGUUACCUUCUGGAGAUUAUUGCAGUGAGCACCGACUCUUGGCUGCUGUUUUACAUCGAGGGAGGACUGUACCAGAACGCCACCAACACGACCCUGAUAAGGGUGUACAGCGGCCUGUGGCGGAUCUGCAAGGUCAGCCGGCGAGUUGCAAACGACCCGUCAACACAAGAAGAGAGAUGCGACUUUCACAACUUCUUUCCUUCGAAAAAAGAAAUAAUUUACGACAAAACCAUGGACAAACAGAUAUUAGACUACAUGCGGACCGGGUGCGCGUUCAGCAUCAUCACUAUUCUGCUCAUGUUCCUGGUUCAUCUGUUCGCCGUGUACACCAUCCGCAGACCCCGAUACACCAUCAAACGUCUCACGGCCCUCAUCUAUCUGAUGACAGCGGCCUGCAUCGUGGUGAUGAAUGAAGGGUUCAUCCGCACGACUGAAUACGCCCACGAGCACUUACCCGAGCGUUUCCCGACGUCAGCCAACCACGAGUAUGGAUAUUCAUUCGCGCUCUCGUGGAUCGUCUUCGUGUUCUAUGUGUGUGCGGGGCUCGUGUUCUUGUUUACCUCACACAAACGCAAAGCCAAGAUGGCGGACUCUGAAGAUGAUUUGGCGGUGGAUGAGCCGGUUCAGUUGAGGCGAUAAUUCCUGAAAUCAUUCGUUUGUAUUUCAUUAUAGUGUACUUUUGUCCAAGCAAUUGUUAUUUCGUCUAAACUCUGUUAAACGUUGAAUACAAAUGGCAAGACAUUCGAUAUGUCUCUGUGCUAAUUUUGAUGUUGAAGACGGAUGUACACCUGCGUUCAGGUCGUAUGGUAAUUGAAAAAUAACUUCAAGUAAGCAUGAGACAAGUAUGUAUACUGAACAUGAUUCAAUGUCCAUACUUAACAAUGUCGUUGAAAUACGGAUCCGUAAAUGAAUAAUGCCAACGCUUCAUACUUUGUAACAGUAUCAUUAUCCGCACGCAUUCAUUUGUUAAACUUUUGUCUACUUUAAUAAUCUUUGUACGUUUUUAUUGCAUGAGUAUCAUCUUGAACUCCUCAUGAUAAACAUGAACUUGAAAUAUGCACUUCUUUUUUCUUUCAUAUAAAUCUACCCGCGACAUUUUUCUGGAGACACAGCAUGAAAACAGUGUUGGGAAUAUUAUAAAAAACGAUUGAUAGAGCCUAAUUUUGUGAAAGCUGUUCCAGAAAUUCCAGAAAUUGAGUGUUAUAAACGUGCCUGAAGGCACGAUAUUGCAAACGCUUGAAAAACUAAAUUUUUCCAUUAUGCAUCGCAAUGAAAACACGUGUCUAAAACAAUUUUUGUAAAUUAUUUCAUCAACAUUUUAUAAUCUAGCUCAUCUGGCAGUGCAUUUAUAAGCAUACUAUAUCUUACAAAACACCUUACAUUUCAUCGAAUUGUUUUUGAAUACGCCGUCCUAUUAAAUUUGUUUUUGUGUAAGGAAGUCACGAAAACUCAUUUGUGUUUGUAUUUUGGCAUUAAAAGAGCGGCUUGUUUAUUAUAAUGAAAAAUAUCUGAUAUAUAACAGAUUAUUAAUAUAUUAUUUAUUAUGUAUAAACUCGUGAUUGAAUCAAAAUAUUUUUUAGCAAAGCGUUGAUUAUUGCGGUUAUAACCCCCGAUGCUUGUUAUCACGCAAUAACCCAAACUUAGCUGGACAUUAUUUCUUAAAUAUAUAAGUUCUUCUUUUUAAAACAUUUAUGAAGACUGCUUUAUAGCUGGUAUGUACGAUCUUUCAGACAAAAAAGAUUAAAAACUGGUAAAUAAUACACUAGCGCACAAGUUUAGAAUAAAAAAAUACUAAAAGAUCAGUGACAUUAUAGUGAAUUUGUUCAGCGAUAGCUCUAACUUGGUCGUAAUGACGUUUAUUAACGUUUUAUUCAAGUGAAACCAUUUGAUAAAUGGUACAAUUAACAGAUUAGUAAUGCAUUUUUAUUGAGCGUAUGUCUUUUACAUGCAUGUGUUGAGAAAAUACAAUAUUGGCAUUUAAUACGUAAGGACCCGCUAUAACAAAGUAAAUUUAAUUUGCAAUUUCCGAAUAGCUACUGAGGAAUUCUUGUGGAAAUAAAAACGAUAUAUAAUUGUAAUACAUAUGCUCUGCGCAAAGUUCUUAUUGCACGUUUGGUUAGUCAGUUCGUAUUGUCAUCCUACGGGUUAUUAAUCGUGUUUGCUUUCUACUGGUAUGCUCCAGACUGUAAUACACCACGUGUAGGACAUUGUGGGAUAUGUUCCGUCAGACAAAUAUGUUCUGAUUAAUUUCAUGUUGAUGCUGUUUUAAAACACGCUUCUCAGCGAUGACAUCCUAAUGUGCUCAAUGCUUAAUGUUUAUUGCACAUGCGUUUUAGUUGUUUUUUAAUGUAUGUAAAUAUUGUGCUUACAUUUUAUCUUAACAGUUUUCUUUUUCUUGUUGAUGUCAUCAUUUCAUUUGUGUUUGAUACAUGUACAUUUUUUUUAAAGUUUUUCAACCUUGAUAAUGUUUUGAUUUGAUAGGUAAAAGAAUGUUAAACAAACACAUGUAAUUUUGCCAAUACUAUUGCAUAGUAACACCUUGUGACUAACCCGCGAUUUUUUUCAUAAAAAUUGCAGACAAUGUGUUUAAUUAGUUAAUGUAAUUAAAACAUAGUCCAUAUACAAGCAAUGUAUUGUUAAAUAACGUUAUGUAAAAAGUCAUAAAAGUAUUUUCUAAAUGGUUGAUAUUUUCAUGAAUAAUUAUGCAUUCUUAAUAGUAUAUUCUUUGAUAUUCUUCCAGAUUAUAAAUAGAAGAAUAGUGUAUCCAUUAUUAUAUAUGUUCUGUAUGUAAUUAUAUGUACAUAAUUUAAUUAUCUCUUCUUAUAUCGUUUGGUCUAGUUAUUCGGUAGAUGUGCCCUGGUUAAAUAUAAAAAAAAACAAAUUGUUGACUUUGACAUCUUUUCAUCAUUUUAAUUUAGUUGGUGCAACGUGUGGUGUUACUUAAUUAAAUGCAGAGAUAAUCAAUUAGUAUUGAAUUUUAAAACCAAUUUAAAUGAGCUAUAGUUCACGUCGAGUUUUUAGAUUAGCCUGUGAGUUGUCCAUAAACAAUCCUUGUUGCUGUUGGCAAUAGAGUUAAACAUGAAGACAUGUAAUACAUAUUUUGGACGUUUAUUUCUUCAGAUAUAUCCAUUAAGUCCUAUUUAAGCAUUCAUCAUUUAUUAACAUAAGCCAAUUAUAUCUUUUAAUUAUAUUUUUGUAUGUACCACGUAUGUCUAUUUUAAGCAUUUGUCCAAUUGUAUACAUUGUUACCUUGUCACCGAUUUUUCCAUUGAUAUGUUUUACAUGUAUUUAAUAAAUUUUAUCUACCAA